AUGCACAUGGGUACUGACUCAAUGGCCAACAACCCCUCAACCCUCAUGCUCCGGAGGGGAUCGGUCGAGUCGAUAGCCAUGUCCCUCCACAGCCUCAACAACGGCCCCUCGUCAACCCACCUACUCCGACGAGGAUCUGUCGAGUCGAUGACCAUGUCCCUCCAUGACUACGAGCGCCCGAACGUAUCAUCGUCCAACAACUGGGCGAUACCUACGAACAACAGCGACCGUCGGACGUCCACCUCCGAUCGAUCCAUGGACGAGAUGGAAGUCGUCGUUGUGUCCUCUUCCCGGAACGGCGAAUCCCUCGCGUCCUCUGUUCACCCUUUUGCUCACCAACCCCACAACAUUGAUAACGACGAAAGUGAGAGUGAGGAGGCACCAGCAGCCCUUAGCGACCGCUUUGGUCCGAGAUCCAUGCAACAGCAACACAAGAAAACACCUUCGCUCUCACCGUCGAUGAUGGCCCAUUUCUCUCAGAUCGAAAAGGUGACAUCCUCAGUGUCGGCGAGCAAGACCAAGAGCUCUCUUGGUCAGGGUUAUGAUAUCUCGACCAUGUUCCAAGUUGGUCCUCGCCUUACCCCUUCCUCUCCUAUGGCAUAA
Molecule: messenger RNA, 603 nt
Organism: Linnemannia hyalina
Lineage: Eukaryota; Fungi; Mortierellomycota; Mortierellomycetes; Mortierellales; Mortierellaceae
Source: the annotation of a GenBank genome assembly